AUGGCUCACGCGGCCUCCCAAUUGAAGAAGAAUCGGGGGGAAGUGGAUGUGAAUGCAUUAGAGGACGAGAAGGAGAAGCGGAGGAAGAGCAGGAGAGCAGCGUCCCGGGAACAAAAGAGAAAGUCUGACAGUAAUGCCAGUUACCUACGAGCAGCCCGGGCAGGGAACCUCGAAAAGGUUCUUGACUACCUCAAGACUGGGGUUGAGAUUGACAUUUGCAAUCAAAAUGGUCUAAAUGCUCUCCAUCUAGCCUCCAAAGAGGGGCAUGUGGAGGUUGUUGCUGAGCUGCUGAAGCUCGGAGCUACUGUGGAUGCAGCCACAAAGAAAGGAAACACUGCUCUGCACAUAUCUUCGCUUGCUGGCCAAACGGAAGUCGUCAAGGAGCUGGUUACUAAUGCAGCCAAUGUCAACGCACAAUCUCAGAAUGGCUUCACCCCUCUGUACAUGGCAGCCCAGGAAAAUCACCUGGAGGUGGUACGGUUCCUUCUGGAGAACAGUGCAAGCCAGAGUAUGGCCACUGAGGAUGGGUUCACCCCUUUGGCGGUGGCCCUCCAGCAGGGCCAUGACCAGGUGGUCUCCUUGCUAUUGGAGAACGAUACAAAGGGCAAGGUACGCUUGCCUGCCCUGCACAUCGCUGCCCGCAAGGAUGACACCAAGGCCGCGGCCCUGCUCCUGCAGAACGACCACAAUGCAGACGUUGAGUCCAAGAGUGGUUUCACCCCGCUCCAUAUCGCGGCUCACUAUGGCAACAUUAACGUGGCCACACUACUGCUAAACAGAGGGGCUGCUGUGGACUUCAUGGCGCGGAAUGACAUCACACCGCUUCAUGUGGCGUCAAAAAGGGGCAACAGCAACAUGGUCAAGUUGCUGCUGGACAGAGGGUCCAAAAUUGACGCCAAGACCAAGGACGGUCUGACACCUCUUCACUGUGGGGCGAGGAGCGGUCACGAGCAGGUGGUAGAAAUCCUUCUAGACCGAGGAGCUCCUUUCCUGUCCAAGACCAAGAACGGCCUAUCACCGCUCCACAUGGCCACUCAGGGGGACCACCUUAACUGUGUCCAGCUCCUGCUCCAGCAUGACGUGCCGGUGGACGACGUCACCAACGACUACCUGACGGCGCUGCACGUUGCUGCUCACUGCGGUCACUACAAGGUGGCCAAGCUCAUUGUGGACAAGAAGGCCAAUCCGAAUGCCAAGGCCCUGAACGGUUUCACCCCACUGCACAUCGCCUGCAAGAAGAACAGAGUCAAAGUGAUGGAGCUGCUGCUAAAACACGGAGCUUCUAUCCAGGCUGUUACUGAGUCUGGCCUGACACCCAUCCAUGUGGCAGCGUUCAUGGGCCAUGAGAACAUUGUCCAUUCACUGACACACCACGGUGCAUCACCUAACACCACCAAUGUGAGAGGUGAAACAGCUCUCCACAUGGCAGCCAGGGCAGGCCAGGCAGACGUAGUCCGAUACCUGCUGAAAAAUGGAGCCAAGGUGGAGACCAAGUCCAAGGAUGACCAGACAGCGUUGCACAUCUCCAGUCGGCUGGGGAAAGCCGACAUCGUCCAGCAGCUGCUGCAGUGCGGCGCCUCUGCCAAUGCUGCCACCACCUCAGGCUACACCCCCCUCCACCUGGCUGCCCGCGAAGGACACCAAGAUGUUGCUGCCAUGCUGCUGGAGAACGGAGCCUCACUCUCCUCCUCUACUAAGAAAGGGUUCAGUCCCCUCCAUGUUGCAGCCAAGUAUGGCAAGAUGGAGGUGGCCAGUCUGCUCCUACAGAAGAGAGCUGCACCUGAUGCUGCUGGAAAGAGUGGGCUAACUCCACUGCAUGUAGCCGCUCACUACGAUAAUCAGAGAGUGGCACUGCUGCUGCUGGAUCAGGGAGCUUCCCCACACGCUGCCGCCAAGAAUGGCUACACGCCGCUCCAUAUUGCUGCCAAAAAGAACCAAAUGGACAUUGGGACCACACUGCUGGAGUACGGCGCCGACACCAACGCAGUGACGCGGCAAGGCAUUAGCCCGAUUCACCUGGCAGCACAGGAGGGCAGCGUGGACUUAGUAUCACUGCUGCUGGCCAAGAACGCCAACGUCAAUGUGUGCAAUAAGAGUGGACUCACACCACUCCACCUAGCAGCUCAGGAGGACAAGGUCAACGUUGCAGAAGUCCUUCUCAACCAUGGGGCUGAUGUCAACCCACAAACAAAGAUGGGUUACACACCGCUGCACGUGGCUUGUCACUAUGGCAACGCGAAGAUGGCAAACUUUCUGCUGCAGAACCAUGCCAGAGUCAAUGGCAAAACCAAGAACGGGUACACUCCUCUACACCAAGCAGCUCAGCAGGGUCACACACAUAUCAUCAACCUGCUGCUUCAACACGGGGCCUCAGCCAACGAGCUCACCAUGAACGGGAACACUGCCCUAUCCAUUGCCCGUCGUCUUGGGUACAUCUCUGUGGUCGACACUCUGAGGCCCAUGACAGAUGACAACCUGAUUGCUAUGAGCGCGUCAGAAAAACACAAAAUCAACGUCCCAGAGACCAUGAACGAAUUCCUCGACAUGUCAGACGAUGAAGUCUGGGCCAAUGUGCCUGAAAUUCUCAAUGAGGAGUCUUUGUCAGAUGUUGACGAAGGUGAGGAUGCGAUGACCGGGGACACGGACAAAUACUUGCGGCCUCAGGACCUCAAAGAGCUGGGGGAUGACUCUCUCCCCCAGGAGGGCUACAUGGGGUUCAGUAUAGGAGCCCGCUCAGCCAGCCUCCGCUCCUUCAGUUCGGAUAGGUCCAACACACUCAACCGGAGUUCCUUCGCUCGCGACAGUAUGAUGAUUGAAGAGAUUCUCGCCCCCACAAAAGACACGCACUUGGCUGUGACCAGAGACUACAGCUCGGAGACUAUGCGGCGCUACAGCUGGACUCCGGACACCGUGGACCACAGCCACAACACUGUGUCCAGCCCCAUUCACUCUGGGUUCUUAGUCAGCUUCAUGGUAGACGCCCGUGGUGGUUCCAUGAGAGGCAGCCGCCACAAUGGCAUGCGCAUCAUCAUUCCUCCCAGGAAGUGCACAGCGCCCACACGCAUCACCUGUCGCCUGGCCAAGAGGCAUAAGCUGGCCUACCCCCCACCCAUGGUGGAAGGAGAGGGGCUCGUCAGCCGGCUGGUGGAGGUCGGCCCAGCUGGGGCUCAGUUCCUCGGUCCUGUGAUUGUGGAGAUCCCUCAUUUUGGGUCAAUGCGAGGGAAAGAGAGAGAGCUGAUUGUGUUGAGGAGCGACAACGGUGACACAUGGAAGGAACACCAGCCUGAUGCCAGACCAGAAGACCUCACUGACCUGCUCAUUGGGAUGGAUGAAGAGCUGGAUAGCCCUGCUGAGUUGGAGAAGAAGCGCAUUUGCCGCAUCGUCACCAGAGAUUUUCCUCAAUAUUUUGCUGUGGUGUCGCGGAUCAAGCAGGAGUCAAACCACAUGGGUCCUGAUGGAGGCAUGCUGUCCAGCAGCACUGUGCCAAUGGUCCAGGCCUCGUUCCCACAGGGAGCACUCACCAAGAGGAUCCGUGUCGGCCUGCAGGCCCAGCCUGUUCCUGAUGACAUGGUGAGGGCGGUGCUUGGAAACAGAGCCACCUUCAGCCCCAUCGUCACUGUGGAGCCCAGGAGGAGGAAGUUCCACAAGCCAAUCACAAUGACGAUCCCUGUCCCGCCUAGAUCUGCAGAAGGCCAUCCCAGCGGCCACCGAGGCGAUUCUGCACCCUGCCUGCGUCUGCUCUGCAGCAUCACAGGGGGGACAUCUCCUGCCCAGUGGGAAGACAUCACAGGGACCACACCACUCUCCUUCGUAACCGAUUGCGUCUCCUUCACCACAAAUGUGUCGGCCAGGUUCUGGCUCGCAGACUGUCACCAGAUUCCUGAGACGGUGAGUCUAGCGUCUCAGUUAUACCGGGAGCUGAUCUGCGUGCCGUACCUGGCCAAGUUUGUGGUGUUCGCCAAGAUGAAUGACGCUAUCGAGGCUCGGCUGCGCUGCUUCUGCAUGACAGACGACAAGGUGGACAAGACCCUCGAGCAGCAGGAGAACUUUGAGGAGGUGGCCCGCAGCAAAGAUAUUGAGGUUCUCGAGGGAAAACCUAUCCAUGUGGAUUGCUAUGGCAACCUGUCCCCUCUGACCAAAAGUGGGCAACAGCUGGUUUUUAACUUCUACUCCUUCAAGGAAAACAGACUUCCUUUCAACGUGAAGAUCAGAGACAUGGGCCAAGAGCCAUGUGGCCGCCUCUCCUUCCUGAAAGAACCAAAAUCCUUUAAAGGUCUUCCACAGACUGCCAUAUGCAAUUUGAAUAUCACACUGCCAAACCACAAGAAGACUGAAAAGCCAGAACGACGUCAUACCUUUGCCUCCUUAGCUUUGCGUAAGCGCUACAGCUAUUUGACCGACCCAGCAGCGAGUCCCCAAAGUCCUUGUGAGCGAACAGACUUGCGUAUGGCUAUCGUUGCAGAUCACCUGGGACUCAGUUGGACAGAGCUGGCUCGUGAGAUGAACUUCACAGUGGAUGAGAUCAACCACGUCAGGCUAGAGAACCCCAACUCCCUGACAGCACAGAGCUUCAUGCUACUAAAGAAAUGGGUCAGCCGGGAAGGGAAAAAUGCCACAACGGAUGCCUUAACUGCAGUGCUGACCAAAGUCAAUCGGAUGGAUAUUGUGACUUUACUGGAGGGCCCAAUAUUUGACUAUGGUAACAUUUCAGGCACGAGAUGUUUUGCCGAUGAUAACGCUGUUUUCCGGGAUCAGGCUGAUGAUUAUCAGAGCAUUCUAGCGGAGCUGCAGUCCCCCGCCACACUGCACUCUGAUCCCCACUUCCUGGAGCCUGAACUCCCCGUCACCCCCAACCCUUCCCUUGCCCACCAACACCACCACCAUUACCCAGAACCAGACACCCCUUUGCUGGCCGAAUCCCAGCCUCAGGCCCUUCCCUGGAGUCCAGAUAUAGAGUCCGGUAGCGUAGAGCCAGAUAGCCCCCCUAAGAGCCCCCCGAGACCUUGUGAGCUCGCCCUUACCGUCCCAGUCUUUGAACUUCCUGAUCCUGUCCCUUCCAAGAUCAGGAAGCCCCACAUCGCUCUGAACGAUCAGCUGCUUUUGAGCGAGGACGAGGACAGGUCUUGUCAAGAAAUGGAGCUGAGCCACAAGCCGAAGUCACUCUCCUUCCCUGCGAUGUGUGAGUUAGACAUUGACAUGGCUUACUCCACAUCUUCCCCUUCAGUAUCAUCAGUAUCAUCAAUAACCCCUUCAUCGCCUGACAGAGCACUAAUGGGAGAAGAAGGAGCACAGAUAGGUGCCCCCAGUGUGGUACAAGAGGAUGUUGGUUUGAAAGGAGGUGAAAAGGAAGUGACAAAAGAAAUAGAGAUGGUUGUUGAGACGGUUGUAACAGAGUUAGUAGAGGGAAAUGGAUUAGUGGAAAAGUGGGUAGAGCAGGAUUUGAUUAAAAAUGUGGAAAGAAAAUGUGAGAUGGUAACAAAAGAUCGGUUUAAGUUGGAAGAGGAAAAUAACAUUUUGGUGGAACAGCCUGUAUCUAUUCAAGAUGGAAAUAAGGGGACAGUCUGUGAUGUGGAGGAGGUGAGAGAUGUGCAGAAUCUGUCAGAAAAGCAGCAUCAUUUGAUAAACAUUGACCCUGAAGUGGAAAAAGACAGAAAAGAAGUAGAGACUGCUGAAGAGGGUAUUGGUGGAACACCUGAGGUACAAAAACUGGAUGUGAGCAGUGAUGGAAGGGUCUACGAAGGUGACAGAGUGGAUGAAGCCGAGGUAGAACUUCAAUUCAAGGAUGAAGGAGGGCUGUCUAGCAAGGAAAUUGAGAUUUCCCUAAAAUCAGAAGGAGACCAAGCAGCUGAGGACCAGGCUACAACUGACCUCUCCCCUCAGGCCUGGGUUGAAGCGCUUGGGGAACGUCAGCCCAGUGAGUCUGGAUCCACUGAGGAAGAGGAUGAGGGAGAUGGAGACAAAGAAAUUACAGAAGAGGCAUUAGGAUCUCUGUUGGAGGAGGCGGAGAACGAAGAAGAAGGCUCAGAGGAGAAGGAGGAGGACAAGGAGAUCACCGAGGCCAGGGUUCAGGAGAUUCUCGAUCAGGUUGAACAGGCAGAAAAAGACGUGUGUUCACUUUCAGGUUGGCACAGUGACUCAUCCAGCGUCAAUGUGGAACCACCAACACCAGGCCGCAGUGUCAGCUCGGACCUGCUCGACAGGCGGGAAAGCCAAGAGAAUUCUAGUGACUCCAUCACUUCCUCGUCCAGGGGCGAAUCAGGGAGGUCCCGACAGAACGGUGACAAUUCAAGGCACUCACCUCAGGGCGGCUCAUCUGAGUCAUCGAAUGGCAAAAAAGAAGAGGGAUCGCUGGUGUCAGAGAAAAAAGUACAGCGGGUUAGUGUAGAUUCCGGCUCAGAGGAAGAACAGACUGUAACCACCAGAAUCUUCAGGCGCCGUCUCAUUUUAAAGGGAGAACAAGCAAGGAAUAUCCCUGGCGAAACUAUGACAGAGGAACACUACAUGGAUCGGGAUGGUAACCUCAUCAGUAGAAAAGUUAUCAGGAAGGUCAUUCGGCGGGUGUCCACUCCCACACCAGAAUACCAAGGAGACGACAGGUGGCACCAAGACCUUCAGCAUAGUCCCACUCUGCAGGAAGAAUGGCCAGAGCAAGGAGAAGGAUCAAGGAAUAGCAGGCGAAAGGAGGAUAGAAGGUCUGGAGAUAAAAAGCACCACUCAUAGGGAAGGUUGUGCUCUGCCAGAUGUACAGGAUCCGUGUUAGAUGUUUCCUGGAGAUAAGUGUUACAGAAGACUGGAGAGCUCCAGUGUGAGGACUUCAGGCAAGGGUCCAGUCUGCAACUUUCUGCUUCAAACAAAUGGUUUUCACGUGAGAGGAGUCGACCCUUCUGACUUACGCAUGAGCAUGAAAAACUCACUCCUUGUCAAUCAAAGGACCCGGGAGGUUCUCACUUUCUGACUGUGGACCCGUGGACAAUGAUUCUGCUUCCUGUUUUGUGUGAAACAAUACGUGCCAUUGGUCCACUGGUGUUGUGAGAGCCUUUGAGGAGCAUCAUUUUGUUGCGAGAAACGACAAAGACUCCAAUUACUGACAACCACACAGGUGCAACUGUGACCAAAGAUGGCACAAGAGCUCAAUCCACAUGUUGGGUGGAAAAUAUGAAAUAGACACAAAUAACACAAAAAAGAAAUCUAAUGGAACACUUCAACCAACUUCAACACUCGCCUUAUAGUUUUUUCUUGAACCCAUUGUUGUCAGGAUGUAAAUUGUUUGGGAAUUUUUUUCUUCCUUUUUAAAACUUAAACUAACACAAGAAGCUUUUUUCUGUAUAUAGAAUUACAAUGUGUAAAAUUCUUAAAAAGGAUACGGUUGAGAACGCACUGAGGAGAGUAACCUUUUCAAGUGCUUUCAAAAUGUAUUGAAGCAGUUCCACUUUUAAAGAUUUGAGUGUAACACAGGUUCUUGUAUAAUUAAUUAUUAGAACAGGUAUAAUGUUUGUACAUGAAAAAAAGCUGGUUUGAUUUUAACAGAGGACAUUUCCAGAAAAUCAAAUUUCAGUAAUUCCCAAAGUGGGAAUGGAUCUAAUCCUGCAAAAGCAGCCUUUCAGAGUACUCAUAUUUUCAUGCAUGCUGUUCACAUUAUUUUAAGUACAAUUUUUACAAGUUUGCAAACACUGUAUUCAAAUGACAAAUAAAACCCUUUAUCUGUGUACACGUACAGUAUAGCCCUAACAUUUGUCACCGAUUUUAUAUUUUAAAUUGAAAAAGGAUACCAUUAAAGCAUUUAUCAUGUUGGAAGUGAGGAUGAAAAAAAGUUCUAUAGCUUCUUGAGGGUGUGAUGUCUUGUCUGUCUAUGUAAAACCGGAGGGCAGCUUCUGCUACGAGAAAGAAAUUACCUGAAUGUAAAUGCUAGUAGGCUGGCUCGCUGUAAAAUUAUAACUGUAUUGUGCGUAUUGGCUAUAAGGUGUAGGAGUCUCUGUACACUGUUAGACUGUUUGUAAUCAUUUUAGCAGUGUGUCAAUUUGGUUUUCUAACGGCUGCUGUGGUAUUAAAGGAAAACUGGGGCAUUUCAUUUUGAAUUUUUUGGUGAAGUAUUUCCUUCAUUUAAAACCUACUCACAUUAAGGAUAAAUAAAGACAUUAUUUGAUUGUAGCUCUAAAUAGCAUAUUGUAUGACAAAAACACUGGAUGGUCAAAAACAAUUAUUUAAGCAUUAAAUAAAUUGUGUUUAACUCUGAAACUGUGUGAUCUUUUUAGGCUCGAGAGUCUGUAAAUGCAGUGUCGAAUAGAAUUGUUUUCACUAGCUCAUUGGCAAAUUUUACUUUACAAGACAUUAGGAAUUAUCUUUGUAUUGGUUUUCAUUAGAUGCCCAUGUAGUUCAAGUGUGGUGUUCUACUGGUGCGAUGACUCAGUAUGCUGAUGUCUAUGCUGUGGACAUGAAAACUAUGUAACUUUUUUUUUUUGGGAGGGGUGGGAUAAAGGAAAUCAGGAAGGGUACUGUACACAUCCCCUUAUUCUACUAUGUCAAUCAGGGGGUAGAGGAUCCUUUGAUAUGGUUGAACUAUCAAUUUUGUCAAUUUUGUUUGAUAUGUGUUUUCACCUGAGCAGAUUUUUUGAUGUACAAUUCUUACUAACAGAGUGAAGCCAUUGAAAUGUAACUAUUCUAGCACUUUGGUUAUUCAAGGUCUUUUAGAGGCUAUAGCAGCAAUGAUGCCACCACAAAUGUUUCAGACAUCUUUAAAAAAAAAAUCAACCUAAAAAUAAAAAAAUAAAUAAAAAUGCAUUGAUU
This is a messenger RNA of Scomber scombrus (Atlantic mackerel), 8784 nucleotides long. Its product is annotated as ankyrin-3-like. The record is from RefSeq and is a predicted model, not a curated record. The coding region runs from base 1 to 6720 and encodes 2239 amino acids. Gene Ontology annotation, biological process: regulation of cardiac muscle contraction; signal transduction; protein localization to T-tubule. Lineage: Eukaryota; Metazoa; Chordata; Actinopteri; Scombriformes; Scombridae. The transcript is spliced from 45 exons. Gene Ontology annotation, molecular function: protein binding. Gene Ontology annotation, cellular component: T-tubule.